AUGCAGCAAGAAAAUUCCAUAAUUGAGUUUCAUAAUGCACUAAGUAUAAUAUAUCCACCUACCUAUGAAUUAAAUGAAGCAGAAUUUCGAACUUGGAGAGCAAUGUUACAAGCAUGCGGAUGCACUAAUAUAAUGCCAUAUUCUAAAUCUAAUAAUAGAAAAGAAUUUUGGAGUCGAUCAAAUAACCCAAAUACUGACAAAGCUAACUUGAAAAUGUU
Cetraspora pellucida is the source of this 218-nucleotide messenger RNA. The record is from the annotation of a GenBank genome assembly. Lineage: Eukaryota; Fungi; Glomeromycota; Glomeromycetes; Diversisporales; Gigasporaceae.